Messenger RNA from Magnolia sinica, 988 nucleotides. RefSeq lists its product as uncharacterized. Lineage: Eukaryota; Viridiplantae; Streptophyta; Magnoliopsida; Magnoliales; Magnoliaceae. Gene Ontology annotation, cellular component: cytoplasm. The transcript is spliced from 4 exons. Gene Ontology annotation, biological process: protein folding. The coding region runs from base 116 to 862 and encodes 248 amino acids. The record is from RefSeq and is a predicted model, not a curated record.
UUUCUUAGCAAACGAACUCUUCUCUGGUGCCAGAACGUCCUUUCCGAGCUUAUCCUGUUUCCAUUCCCAUUCGAAACCCCAGUCGCGGGUUCUCCGAAGAUCUUAACCCGCAGUAAUGGCGGACUACCAUUUCGUAUACAAGGAUGUCGAGGGCACGAGCACCCAAUGGGAUGACAUCCAAAGAAAGCUUGGGAAUCUCCCUCCAAAGCCCGCCCCAUUCAAACCUCCGCCUUUCUCUCCUUCUCAGGAUGAUUCUUCCAAAUCCAAAGACAAGGCCUGGAUCGAUGACAAGACAGAGGAAGAGCUCGAGGAUCUCGAAGAUGAUCGCGAUCUUGACGAUGACCGAUUCCUCGAAGAGUACAGGAAGAAAAGAUUGGCUGAGAUGAGAGAAGCUGUUCGUGUUUCGAAAUUUGGAUCAAUGGUGCCCAUUGCAGGAGCAGAUUUCGUUAGGGAGGUUUCGCAGGCACCGCCGGAUGUUUGGGUUGUUGUUUUUCUCCACAAGGAAGGAAUACCAGAAUGCAAGAUACUUUCGAGUUGUCUGGAAGAACUGGCGACUAGAUACCCUGCAACAAAAUUCGUUAAAAUUAUCUCUACCGAAUGCAUUCCAAACUACCCGGACCGUAAUCUUCCAACUCUCUUGGUGUACAAUAACAGUGCUGUCAAAGCAACUUAUGUUGGUUUGCAUCAUUUUGGCUCCCAAAAAUGCACUCCUGAAGGUGUUGCGUUAGCACUUUGUGAAUCAAAUCCUGUGCUUAAUGACGGCCAAAGUGGGAGCUCUUUCAUCGAAGGAGUCCGGAAGAGGUUUAUAGAGAAGAUUGUGACGGAGCAUGAAGAAGACGAGGACGGUUAUUCUAGUGAUUAGAGAUCUUCCUCUUUCCUUUUUCUAACAAGUAAUUUGGUGUAUUGCAGUGUUUGUGAGUUAUAGUUGGUGAUUGAAAGGUUUCCAUGUUCUCAUAUAUAUACAUGUGUUAUUAAUUUUUUUUUUUUC